AUGGUUGCCGAGGACAAAACAUGGGGUGCUGGUCUUGUCGGACUUGUCGUAGCGGUCAUCUAUAUGCUUAAUCUCCUCACGGUUAGGCUCUAUGGCAUCACAAAUGCACAAACAUACUAUUAUUUUGUCAAUUAUGAGCAUGAUCCAGUUGCCAAUAAGCUGCUAGUAUGUGUUUUGUGGACUUUGGAUACUGCACACACAGUUAUCAUCACCCAUUCAGUCUACUAUUAUGUUAUCACCCACUUUGGUAUCCCAGAAGCUGAGAUUGUUUGCUUUCAUAGUCCAAUGGUGCUCAUAUGGGUUUCAAGCUAUCUCAUCCGACGGGUGUGGUGCAUGAGCAAGGGGAUCAUCCGGUUGUUCUGGCAUUCCUUGGUCUGGGGCCCAUCAAUUGACAUAGCAUCUGGAUUUGCAUAUGGCAUACGGCUGGUUCUGACCCAUGUACCUGAGAUUGUGGAUCUUAUCAAUAUGGCCCUGGGGAGCACAGUUGCUACAGAUGUUCUACUCACUGUGGCAUUAUCCUUCCUGCUAAACAGAGCAAGGAGUGGGAUCAAUAGGACAGAUAAAAUGAUCAAUACCUUAAUUUUAUAUGCUGUGAACAAUGGGCUGCUCACCAGUAACACACUCCUUGCAACGCUAAAUGCUCGCAGGAGUAUCAGUGGAAAAGGAGAAUUUGGCCAGGAAUAUACCACUUCACUCCGACUGAACCAUUUCCGCGUGGUAGGGAAUACUAAUGUUAUUGAACUGACACCAAACACCUCAGGCAAUAGCCAUACCCGUGUUGGCACUGGGGAAGCUGUCAAAACUUAUGCAGGACAGAGCCAGACUGUUCUCAAUCCUGAGAAUCAUUCCAUCAAGUCAGCAAGGGGGCUCAAGAUGAUUAUUGCACAGAGUUUCUUGAAGCAGGACACAAGUGAAGUUUGA
Messenger RNA from Gloeophyllum trabeum ATCC 11539, 921 nucleotides. RefSeq lists its product as uncharacterized. The coding region runs from base 1 to 921 and encodes 306 amino acids. The transcript is spliced from 15 exons. The record is from RefSeq and is a predicted model, not a curated record. Lineage: Eukaryota; Fungi; Basidiomycota; Agaricomycetes; Gloeophyllales; Gloeophyllaceae.